AUUAAAUGCUUAAAUAGAAAACAAGCAACCCAAACAGUAUUAUAUUGAUUAAUUUAGAUAAGGUUACUGGAUACAAGGUUGAAAGUCAAAUUAAACCUAAGAUGAUCAUAAAUGAAACCAAAUAAUUAGGACAUACAGAAUCUGAUUAACAAGAUUUUUUAAUGGCUAGCAAAUAAAAUCCUAGUUAAAUAGUUACACCUAAUAAAAUAAAGAAAAAGAAAAAGAAAAAAAGUAAGAAAUCUUUAUAGAAAUCUAAAACUGAAAUACAAAAAAGUGGAUAUAAAACAAAAAAGUCUAUUUCUUAAGUAUUUCCUUGGGGUGUGAAUUAAUAGCGACUUCGCAAUUACAUUUUAGCUGAAUAAUAGAAAUAUUAUAAUGCUAUAUAACGUCGAAAUACAAGAACAACUGUAGAUCUUAAAGAAAGAAGAGAAUAAAUGGGUACAUCAUUUUUAAACUAAUUUGCAGAAAAGAAUCUUAAAUCAAUAAUUAAAAGUAAUAUGAUUUAUUAAGCUAGAGAAAAAGUCUAUUCAUGAGGAUAAUCCAUCUAAAUAAAAAUUAAAAAUACCAUCUACUUUGUAAUAAUAGUACAAAUAGUUAGUAAAGAAACCUAAAAAUUUUAAUAUCUUACCUAAUAGACUAAAGAUAAGUACAAUUCAUUAUCCUAGUCCUUCUUAGAAAAUAUAAAGAAGAAACAGAAGUCUCUCUUAAGGUUAGCAUAAUAAACCUGUUUAAAAUAAUAGAAUUAGAACAGGUUCUCUCCAUGAAAAGACUAAUUCUUUAUUUGAAGCAACUGCUUAGAAAUUGAAAUUCAAAAAAUAAUAGAAAUAAAAAAAGAUAGUUAUAUAAUAUUAAAAUAUAGAUGAGAAUUUUACUAAUAUGAAUCAAAGAGCAUUUAAUUCUUAAAAAAAUGAAUCAAAACCUUAAUCAUCUCUUUAUAAAUUAAUGAGUCAUUCUAGUAGUAAUAAUAUUCCUAAUGACAGUGAUGAUGAAUAAAAUAUUUAAGAUUUAGAUGAUAGUUUUUACAGUUAAAAAAAUAUUCUAGAUACUCAUUCAGAAGAAGAAAAGGAUGUUAAAAUUAAGGAAUAAAAUAUAUUUUAAAUGAGAAAAUGUUCAAUACCUGAUAUUAAUAAUGAUGAAAAUUAUUUUAAGAAAGAUAAUAGUAAGAAGAUUACUUUAUCUUAGAAUAUUUUUUCUGUUGAAAAUUAAGCUGCUAUUAUUAUUCAAAAAAUGUGGAAAGGUUAUAAGAUUAGAUAAAUGAGUUUUAAAUCUAAAUUUUAGGAAAAGAAAAACCAUAAAACUAAAGAUGGAUUAAAUUUGAAAAGUUUAACCAAAUCUUAAAUAAAUAAAUUAAUAAAAUUUGGCUUUAUUAAGAAAGAUUCAAUAGAUAAUUCUUAAAUUGUAGAUGAAUCUAGUUUCUUAAGCCAUUCAAGACCUAAUUCUUAGAUGGAUAAUUAAAAAGAUCUAAAAAGGUAGACAGAACCUAAUUAAUAUUAAAAAUUUAUUGAAAAUUUUUAAGAUGAUAUAGAUUGUUAAUCUAACAAAAAUAACUAAUAGAAUUAAGUUUCAAAUAAAUUUAAAUAGAUAUAAUUGUAAAUUAUAUCUGAUCAUACUCCUAAAAAAUUUAAGAUAUCAAAUUAAAAUUCUUAAGAUGAAUAAAUUUAAUCAUAGGGAAAUUAAAAAUCUAGAAAAGCUAGUAAAUUAUCAAUUGAUGUAGAAGAGUAAGAAGAAGAGAAUAAAGUUGAUAUUGGAGAAAUUAGAUGUGCAUUUGGUUCAGAAUCAUUAUUGAAAAGUCUUUCAUAAGAAUAAGAAGGAGAAUAAUCAUUUUAAUAAGAUAAAGGAUUAUUUGAAUAAACAUCAUUUUAAGAUUUUGUUAUGAAUAAAUUUAAAGAACUUAUGUAAAGAGAUAAGAUGGAUUAAUUAAUUGCUUUAAGAGAAGAAGCAGUUUAAUAAAGAUAAUAAUAAACUUUAUAAUAAAUUGAUAAAGCUUUUUAAAACAAUUAAAUAUCUCCUAGAACAUUUGAAAUUUAAUAAAAAAAGAUAGAAAAAUGGGUAAAUAAAUAAAAAACAGAUUUAGAAUAAAAAAAGAGAGAGAUUUUAAAGGGAUAAUAAAGUGUAUUUGAUGCAAUUGUUAAAACAUAAAGAGACUUGCAAUUUGUAAGAUAAAUGGUUUCUUAAUAAAAUUCAUAAACAUUAAUAAAAAUAGUGGAUUCAUUAAGUUAAGAAUCUGCAAAUUACUCUGAAAAUUCUUUAAAGAGUUCAAUAAUAGAUAUUUAAAUAUCAAAUUCUUAGAUGUUAUAAUAAUCUUAGUAAGAAGAUAGGAAUAAGAUAUAUGAAGAUAUAGUUACAAUAUAAAGAAAGAGUAAUAACAUAUUAGAGGAAAAAGAAUUAAUUUGUCCAGAGCCUUUUAAUCUAAAAAAAUUGGCAUAAUCUUAAUUCGUAAGAAAUGUUGAACAAUUGAAAGAGCCAUAAAAGAUAUCUGAGAAAUGUGCUGAUUCAUAUUCUAUAUUGAUUUCAAAUAUGUUAAUAUAAGAUGAGGUAAGUUCAUUUUAUACAGAAAUGUAAAGAAAUGGAAUUGAUUUAUUUGAAAUAAUAAGCAAUUCAUAAUUAAAUCGUAGGAAUUAGAUUGCUUAACCAAAAGAACAAAAAAUAUAGGGUCUAAAAACUAAUGUUGCCUAAAUAAAAACAUAUCUUAAAAAUUUAGAAGAAUAUUUGAUAGGUAAAAAUAUAAAAAUUGUUUAUUAGAUAAUUUAAUGAUAUAAAUUUAGAGAAUAAUAAAUGUUCCAUUAGGUCCAUCAUCUAAAUUAAUGUUAAAGUUUCUUUAACCAAUUAGAGAUUCUACAGAUUCAGAAUUUGAUUCAAAUGGAACAUCUCAUUAAAUCAUUCUUAAUGUAGAAUUAUUUGGUAAAUUUGAAAGAUUCUUAAUGGAAUAAAGAAUAAUAAAUCAUCAAAAUAAAUUAAUUAUUGAAUUAGAACAUAUUCAUAAUAAAGCUAUAUUUGAUUCUUUAAAUGAAGCAUUGAAUCAAUUUAGACCAUAUGGUUUAAAUGGAUAACCAUUUUUAUGGAAAUCUGAUCCAACUAGAUUGAAAGCAAGGGAAAACUUAUUAACAGAUGUUCCUGGAAUUAUUAGAAAAGCAGCAGAAAAAGUUAUUGAUUGGAGUCAUUAUAUGGCAGGAAUAUUAGUUGAUAAAGAGGAUUCUCCAUUUCCAAAAACUAUGUAAUUAGAUUAAGAAACUAUAGCACAAAUAAGGGAAGAUAGACUUUAUAGAAUGUUAACUUUAGAUGUAUAAAUUAAAUAUUUUUAAUUUAUAGAUUAUUGAUAAUGAAGAUAGAUGGACUAAUUAUGAUGAAGAAACUACUGAAAUCUCUAUUGAUCUAUCAGAUCUUCUAUUUGAUUAUCUUAUAGAAGAAGUAGCAUUUGAGAUGUAUUAAAAAUGA
Molecule: messenger RNA, 3435 nt
Organism: Paramecium sonneborni
Lineage: Eukaryota; Ciliophora; Oligohymenophorea; Peniculida; Parameciidae
Source: the annotation of a GenBank genome assembly